Molecule: messenger RNA, 957 nt
Organism: Paraphaeosphaeria sporulosa
Lineage: Eukaryota; Fungi; Ascomycota; Dothideomycetes; Pleosporales; Didymosphaeriaceae
Exons: 4
Source: RefSeq, a predicted model, not a curated record
CAUAUACCAGAUAUCGCCAUCUCCGCUGCCCUCAACUUCUCUAUUCCUCCAGCACCGACAAGUUCCACUCGCUCACUCGUGCUCAAAUCGAAAGCAAGACCCGGAUCUCACAGAGUCGUCACCUUGAUCCUGCACACCCUUAAAUCCUACCCACAGAUGAUGCUCCGCGACGGCACGUUACCGCCAUAUAUUCACCCACACCUAGUGUCAUCUGAUUUCAACGGCAACGAUAUGGAGUCGCUAAGCAAUUGCAUUAGCUUGGUCCACAUGAUAAGUCACAAGGUUCGAGGUAGUCGCAAGCUCUUCUGGAAGAAUGUGCGUUCAGAGUGCGAGCGGAUGAGCACUGAGCCUGCCAGAUUCAGCAACUGGGAGCUUCUUGCAGCGAUGCAUGCUCUGAGUGUAUACAUCCUUAUCCGCAUCAGUGAAGGCGUGACCGACGAUAACAAUCUCGAUCAGCUACUUCUUUUAACAAUGACUGUAAGGACUUGUCCUGGCAACCAGGACCGAUUGAUAUGCGAUGCUACUUUUACUCCCUUGGCCCACUCCUGUGACACCCGUGCUUGCUGGCUAGAGUGGGUGUACAUGGAGUCCCGACGGCGUCUUGGUAUCGUCUUCCGAGUAAUCAAUCUGAUUGUAUACUUCGAUCCCGGCACAAUGUGCUCACUGCAGUCGGAUCUCCUUCUCGCCCCGCUGCCGGCAAAGAGAGCUUUGUGGAAUGCCCCAAACGAGUUUGCAUGGUACGUCCCGAAAGCUGAACGGGACAAGCAAUCCUUGCCGCGCAGUGCAUUCGGAUUAGCUACAAGCGGUGAGCUGGUGAGGUUAGAUGAGAUGGACUUGUACGGUGGCUACGGAACAAUCACCACAGAGAAGGACCACACAACCUCAGAUCAAAAUUGGGAAGAGUGGUGCUCUGGGAUGGAUUCAUUCGGUGGGUUGGUUAUGCUCACUGCUUCUCUG